This is a messenger RNA of Rodentolepis nana, 837 nucleotides long. The record is from the annotation of a GenBank genome assembly. NCBI's taxonomy places the organism in Eukaryota, Metazoa, Platyhelminthes, Cestoda, Cyclophyllidea, Hymenolepididae.
AUGCGAAACUGUGGAUUUGCUUGCGCCACAAUUAUUUAUGCCACUUUGUCAUUUAUAAUUGUUGACGUCUCCAGCUCUGUCAUAUGUCCGUCAGUAUUCGAAAAAGGAAUUCCGUUCGACGUUUACGGCGGACCACUCUUUCCAGUCAGUACAUAUGACAAAGAUGCUAAAAAAUUUAUAACCCCACUUUUUGUUGAACUCUAUGCUCCUUUAGCCAAAGGUUUAAUGGCUGAGCUUAAGAAGUCCAAUGCAAGUAUAUGUCUGCACGAUGAGCAUCCAUACUGCGAGUUCGGCUUUCAAAAUAUUACCCAAACAAUGCUUGAUUUGUUAUAUCAAAACAAGGAAUUUAUACCCCGAAUAAAUAUGUGGGGCACAUUUAGAAUUGACUUUUGGGGAGUUGCAGCACUGGACGACAUAAAACUCACCGAAGUGCUUCUACAAAGACGGACCAUUAUGGUGGCUUGUCUUCAUUGGUGUCAUGCAAUGCUGGCCAUGCCUGAAAGCGAACGUCCAAUGAUGAGUUAUCUCUGUCCAAAUCCCUGCAAACAACCUGGUCUUUGUAUGUCAGCGGUGGAUGAACAGGGAAGUUGUUACUUGACCGGUGAAGGCUUCUUUCAGCACCAAUAUGCUUGUAAGUGCAAGCCUGGAGGUACGUGGAAUGCGGCGAUUGGAGCUUGCGUAAGUGACGCUGAUCCAUGCGAGAAUAAGAAAAAUCCGCCUUGUUUUGCAGAAGGCACGGAAAUAUGCACUUUUGAUCGUGAAUCUGGGGUGAGUUCGGUUGAAUUACUUCAUGUUCAAGUUCAAUUAUUCGAACCUUCUUCUGAUGCUAUUAAGUAG